This is a messenger RNA of Thunnus maccoyii (southern bluefin tuna), 5920 nucleotides long. RefSeq names its product cAMP-specific 3',5'-cyclic phosphodiesterase 7B-like. The coding region runs from base 1071 to 2486 and encodes 471 amino acids. The record is from RefSeq and is a predicted model, not a curated record. The transcript has 14 exons. Gene Ontology annotation, molecular function: 3',5'-cyclic-AMP phosphodiesterase activity. NCBI's taxonomy places the organism in Eukaryota, Metazoa, Chordata, Actinopteri, Scombriformes, Scombridae.
AGAUGGUUUGCUUUACAUCUAUUAGGUCAGCUAGGAUACCUGGUUUCUUUCAAACGUGUAUGUGUGUGUCUUUGCCUUCAUGUUCCUCUAAACCAGCGCUACUUAGUGCACUUAGUCCACUCUCACGCUUCUCUACUAUGCCCGCAGAUGUUGACCCAUUAUAACUGUUUUAGCCAUUACUAGCUAUUAUAAAUAGCUGACCUCAUUUAGGAAAUGUACAGAGCUGAGUCUGUCUGAAUUGCAACACAGGGCACUGGGUUGUAAUUAGGCUCAGGAACUGAUCUGAGGUCAGGGAACAUCACUGGAUUACCGUAAACCAAAUUUAUCAGGAAAAGAUUGGAGUGAUCUGAAAACUAAUGCUAACAUAAAAUGAAAAAAGAGGUAUGAGGCAUUGUUGAUGUUGAUCCAAAAAUGACUGAGCUGUUGAUGGAAAGUGUUUGACUGUCAUUACUUUACAGUUGCUUUGGAGCCAACACACUGAUUCAUAAAUUGAGGCUUGAUAUUAAUUCACAGUUACUAUGGUCCUUAACUGGUUUCACUAGCUUUUAGUGAUGAUUUACCAUUAAAAUAAUAUUGACUUAAUCUACAAAUCAGUGAAUUUUGUCUAUUAUGUUUGUUACCAGUAUUUGAUUAAAACCACCCGCAAAAAAGAAAAAAAACAUGUUACUUAACUUCAUACAAACACACCUUUGAGAGAAAAUGGCUAAAAAAAGAUGCCUUACAACUCCUGACCAUGGGUACCAACCAUGUGGAAGCAUGUGAUUAUGGUGCAAAUCAUUGCCAGUUAAUGCCAGUGUGCUGUCUGACCCACUUUCUCAGUGAUGUUGGCCAACACGCAGACAUGUUGCUACUGGAACAGCAGAUGCCACUGUCGCUUAAUGCACCUACACUCUGUCACUCACUCAGAUGAUGAAUAGUCUUUAAACAGAUGCUGUUUAAUCCAAUUCCAAAAUCAUGAUUCAGUUUUUGAUGUGGAACCAAACAGAACAGGAUGAGAUGAGCAAACUUAAGUCAUGAAAAAUCACUUUAACUGAGGUGUGGAGCAGUUGCAUUUAAAAGGUCGGAGCAGAAUGCCACACAAGUUCGCAUGCUGGCACCGGGGAACACUUCACUCUGUUGUCCUCUUAUCACCCCGCUGGCUGCUCGACUUCGUUCGGUCUCAACACCUCGCUUGCUGUGCCCCACCGCUCUACCUUCUUCCUCCUGCUGAUGGCAGACUGAACACUGGUCAUGCUGGUGUGUUGCUGGCUGAGAGAAGAGGCUCCUACCCGCUGAUUGACCUGCACAUCCUCAAAACCAGUGCCCAGCAGGGGGAGGUAAAGUCCGGCACCAGGAGAAAGGUGAAGCGCCUGCUGAGCUUCCAGAGAUACUGCCAUGCCUCCAGGCUGCUGAGGGGGUUGGUGCCCCACACCCCCGAGUCCCUACACCUACUGGACGAUGACUACCUGGGCCAGGCUGCGCAUAUGCUAUCAAAAGUGGGCACAUGGAACUUUGACAUUUUCCUCUUCGAUCGUCUUACAAAUGGUAACAGCCUUGUGACUCUGAUGUGCCACCUCUUCAAUGUCUACGGUCUCGUUCACCACUUCCAGCUGGACAUGGUCAAACUGCACAGGUUUCUGGGCAUGGUGCAGGAGGACUACCACUCCCAGAAUCCCUAUCACAAUGCCGUUCAUGCUGCUGACGUCACUCAAGCCAUGUACUGCUACCUGAAGGAGCCCAAGCUAGCAGAGCAGCUGAGCCCUCUGGAUGUGUUCCUGGCACUGAUGGCAGCAGCUGCCCAUGACGUGGACCACCCUGGAGUCAACCAGCCCUUCCUCAUCAAGACCAGACACCACCUGGCAUCCCUCUACCAGAACAUGUCGGUGCUUGAGAGUCACCACUGGAGAUCCACUGUGGGAAUGCUGCGAGAGUCAGGACUGUUGUCCCACCUACCUGCUGAUAUUUCGCAGGACAUGGAGCAGCAGCUUGGCUCUCUCAUCUUGGCUACAGACAUCAGCAGACAGAACGAGUUCCUGUCGACCUUCAGAGAACAUCUGGACAACCAGGACCUGGACCUUCAACUCGCAUCACAUAGGCACUUUAUGCUACAGAUUGCUCUCAAGUGUGCAGAUGUCUGUAACCCAUGUCGGGUUUGGGAGCUGAGCAGGCAGUGGAGUGAGAGGGUGUGUGAGGAAUUCUACAGGCAGGGUGACCUUGAGAGGAAGUUUGACUUGGAGAUCAGUCCGCUGUGCAACCAGCAGGCUGACUCUGUCCCAGCCAUCCAGAUAGGUUUCAUCUCGUACAUUGUGGAGCCUCUAUUUGAGGAGUGGCACCGCUUCACCGAGCCCAGCCUGCUCAGCCAGACUGUGAUGGGUCACCUGCACAAGAACAAAGCGCGUUGGAGCCGCCUACGAUUCGCACACACGCCCUCAGACACUCAAACAAACCCCCACGCUGAAGAGCCUGAGCCUAAGGGAGGAGGUGGAGAGGGGGAAGACAUCCCUUAAUCUUCCUCUUGCUUCUUGAGGUGUUUCAUCUUCAUUUCUAAAUGGAGAAGAGGAGUGUUUAUCUGCCUCCUAGUUUGUCCUCCAGCAUGUUUUAUCCCACAGCUGGUUGUUCACAGGCUCUGAAAGUGGGAGCGCUCGAUGGGAGUCUGGUUUGGGUUUGGUGAGAAAUGACUCCCUCUGCUGGAGUGGAAGAUUGUAGCACUGCAGGAAAAAAAAGGAGGAGAGAGAUGCACGGAAGAGCAAAUGGAUGCAUAAUCUUAGUAAAUAAAUGCCAAUUUGACAAAAUCUUGCUCUUUAAGUCUGUGAUAUCUGCAGGAGUAGUGGCAGAAGAUGGAUCAAUGAAGACAAAUAUAAAUCAGUGUUUGCACUAUGCUGCUAGAACAACAAAGAAAAGCCAAAAUUAUAUAUACAAGUCAGCUGGACUGUGCUGGAAAAGAUGACAUAGAAUAUAUGAGAGAAUAAGAGGAAUAUAUGAAUAUAUCCACUAUACUAUGCUUUUUAAACUUUUAAAGAAUACAUGUUAAGCUCUCUCCACUUUUUCUCUUUUUGUACAGCUUGCUGUUCUUCUGUUGGAUGCUAUUUCAUACAAGUGUCUCACUUGUCUACUUUUCACUGAAGUGCGUUUUUAACUUGAGCACUAAGCUGGUACAUCAAGGUACUGUAAACUGUAAAAUGUACUCUGUUUUAAUUGUGUAAGCUGUAAGACGGACUGAUAAAAUUAAUGACUGACACAAAGUGGCUUCAGCUCAACAGUUAGAUGUUGCUGAGUCGCUUGAACACUGAUUUAAAACUGUUAGCUGGAUGUUUUUGAACACAAAUGAGAGCCAUUUUUUUAAAAGUGUUUGCGUUCUUGUCUAAAAAAAAAAAAAAAAAAAAAAGUCUGUUAUAAACAGUAUAAUCUUUACAUACUGUGAUGUACAACCUCAGCAAUUGACAUGCCAAAAACUCAGCAAUGUAUUAACCUUUUUACUAGGUACCGAUAUCGAGAAAUAUAACUCUCCUCACACAUGGUGUUACCUUUGUAACAACUGAAUGGGUGCAUUUAUUUAUCUGAUAACCUCACUAUACAAGCUCACAUACAACAAAGCCUUAACAGCAAUUUGGUCUGUCUGUGAAACACAUUUUGUAAUGGUGUUUUACCACUUUCUGGACAAACUUUCUUACGCCGUCAAACGGUUUUCUGCCUGUUUUCCUUCAGCCAUACCAGCAUACUUAAACACACACGCACAUGCACACACUGUACUGUAGCAUGUGCGUGUGCAGCCUGUUUCCUGUUUGAUCUCUCACCAAGUAUCAGAAUUGGGUGUUAAAAUGGUUCGCAUUGCCAAGGUGCCAAUGUACUGUUCUGAUACAUCGCCUCACUGCUCUCUUACCUCUCAAAGGCUUUUAUAUUUUCUUCUUUUUACACCUCUGUAUAUUCUUUGGAUGCUGCAGGCACUGUGUGAACUGUAUCUUAUGUCAUGAUCAGACUUGGGCCAAUUAGUAACUGCAAAUACAUCCAGUUUCUAGUAUCAGGAUAUUUUAGAUGUCAGUAACACAAAAUUACCAUAAUUCAUCAUUCAGAAUAUAUACUGUACAGUCAUCAUUAUCUAAACUGGUACUUUGUUAUUAUCAUAUCUAUAUGGAGCUAAUUUAACCUAAAACAAAGCAUAAGUAUUAUUUGUAAAUGCUAGUUGGUCCAAGUAUAAGUUGUACCUCUAAAACAUUAAUUUUUCUACCACUCUGCUCCUAACAUGUAUAGAUAAGGUUGUCUCAUCUAAGGAUGAUGUUGAGGUUGUGUACAUGGUGCUAACAGAGGCCCAGGCCCCAUGUCUUCCCUGACCUACAGAGAAAUAACCUGAGCUUUAUGAUUCUAACAACCCAGCCGAUAUAAAGUAUAUUCUACAAUGUAUUCUGUAAGAUAAUCACAGCUCACAUAUUGAAAAGUUGUGUUCAUAAAAACUGUAAAAAGAAAUAGUUAAGAAUUUCUAUAAUUGUUUUUUUAAGUUACACUAGAGCUGUGAUGUAAGCCUUUUCUAUCAGGCGCAGUGCAAUAAAGUUAAGUCACUGGCCAAGUUGUAACAAAACGGCCAUUUUCAUAUCUAUCUAUAGAUAUACGGUAAAUUAUCCAGUAUAUUAUUCAUAUGUCUUCACUAUAGCACUCUAUUGGCUUUGCUGCAACUCUCAAAGCUAGCCAUACUAUCAUUUAAAGUUGUCACUGUUUUUGAUGUUGCUACAGUUAUGGAGAUUUACAGAUUAGCUUUGUAAAGUCAGACUUUAUCGACAGAUUUCUUUUAAUCUUACUCACCUCUUUGUGUACCGGAAGUUGCUGAGAAAGCUUUUUUUUGUUUAAACCUCCCUCCAAGGACAAGCCUUGAUCAUGUGUGCAAAAACUGUUAAGUGUUUGAAAUCAGAAUUUUGUGAAACAUCACUCUAUGCUACCUAAAAAUGGAAACAUUUAAUUCUUUGUACAGGUGACACAUUACUGCCUCAGUAUAGACCUCGAUAAGAUAGCAGAUAUGCUGCCUUGUAUUUCAGUACCUCUCAGAAUCAGCACUGAUACAGGGUCACUGAGCCAUAUUGAUUCCAGUAACGAGUACAAAUAUGUGCACCUUCAAUUAAAAGUGCAUGACAGAGGGCUUCAUAUACCAGAUACACCAUAAUUAUCAUCUUUAUGAAAGCAUAAAAUCAGUUGAUGGUCAUAAAGAGAUUCUAACAAACACCUGUUAUUACACAUCUUAGGGAAUGACAGACAAUAAACAAAAUUUAGCAGAAAUACCAACCUAUCUGUAAACUAUUAAGGGUUUUUCUGCAUACUGCAUGCACUGAGGUGGUGAUAUGUUUUCUUCCUGUUUUACUGAAGUUACUGUUUUCAAUCUUGGAUGCACUUCCACCCCAGAUUUUACUAUGUUGUCCAAUAAUACAAUUUCCAUCUUUCCAUGUUUGACCUGAACAGGUCAGAGUCAGUCCAUUGCCAGAGACGUUUAAGUGCUGGUAUUUCCAUUAUUUGUUCAUUUGUUUUACCUGAAUCAAGUCGACCUGAAUCAAGGUUUGACUGACGAGUUUGAUUCUAAAUCAAUCCAGCAUGUGAAAAACUUAACAUCUCAGUUAUUUAUCCAGCUUCUAGACUAGCUAGGAGGAAAAGUAAUUAUCAGCGUAAGAAUUAGCAUUUUACCGUCUUUAAAUAAAACUCUUCAAAUUGAGCCUGUUAUAUCCAAUAUGGAUACAACAAGAUGGACACUUAGGGUGUUAGCAACCCCUAACUAAUAUUGAGUUUGAGAUAUUACAAAUGUUUGCACUAUGGUCUACCAAGUGAUCCAAACAAGACUAACUGGUCUGAUCUGAAUCUCUGUAUUUGGGUGUUUGGAUCUGACGUCUUGACUGUAUGUUUCUGUUCUGACAACCAACCUCUGAGCACUGUGAACAAUAAAAUAAAUGUUUUUCAAUUAACACCA